Lynx canadensis (Canada lynx) is the source of this 933-nucleotide messenger RNA. RefSeq names its product olfactory receptor 10J1-like. Lineage: Eukaryota; Metazoa; Chordata; Mammalia; Carnivora; Felidae. The coding region runs from base 1 to 933 and encodes 310 amino acids. The record is from RefSeq and is a predicted model, not a curated record. Gene Ontology annotation, cellular component: membrane. Gene Ontology annotation, biological process: G protein-coupled receptor signaling pathway. Gene Ontology annotation, molecular function: G protein-coupled receptor activity; olfactory receptor activity. The transcript has a single exon.
AUGAAGAGAGAGAACCAUACCGUGGUGGGUGAAUUUGUUCUCCAGGGUUUUUCCAGCUUUCGUGAACACAAGAUCAUCCUCUUUGUGAUAUUUCUUACCUUGUACCUUUUAACUCUGGCUGGCAAUGUUAUCAUUGUGACAGUCAUCAGCUUUGCUCGUCACCUGCACACCCCCAUGUACUUCUUCCUUGGUGUUCUUUCCACUUCUGAGACUGUCUACACACUGGUCAUUGUACCGCGGAUGCUUUGCAGCCUCACAGGCCUGAGUCAGCCCAUCUCCUUGGCUGGCUGUGCCACCCAGAUGUUCUUCUUCAUCACCUUGGCCAUCAACAACUGCUUCCUGCUCACGGCGAUGGGGUACGACCGCUACGUGGCCAUCUGCAACCCCUUGAGGUACACGGUCAUCAUGAACAAGAGGGCGUGUGCCCUGCUCGUAUCAGGGGCUUGCAGCAUUGGGCUGUUUGUGGCCAUAAUUCAGAUUUCCUCUGUAUUCAGACUGCCCUUUUGUGACAGAGAGGUGGCCCACUAUUUCUGUGACAUCCGCCCAGUUAUGAAACUCUCCUGUGCUGAUACCACUCUACAUGACAUAAUUAAUUUUAUCAUCAGCUCACUCGUUAUUGUGGUUCCCAUGGGCCUGGUCUUCAUCUCCUACGUCCUCAUCGUCUCCACCAUCCUCAAGAUCCCCUCCGCCCGGGGCCGGAAGAAGGCCUUUGCCACCUGCGCCUCUCACCUCACGGUGGUCGUCGUCCACUACGGCUGUGCCUCCGUCGCCUACCUCAAGCCCAAGUCGGAGAACACCAGGGAUCAGGACCAGCUGAUCUCGGUGACCUACACCGUCAUCACCCCCCUGCUGAACCCGGUGGUGUACACCCUGAGGAACAAGGAGGUCAAGGAUGCUCUGCUCCGUGCUAUUCGCAAAAACCCUCUUGCUUAG